AUGGAGUCUACCGAUAUCCGGAGAAUCUUCGAGCUUGAGCGCGAUGCUCAAGCUGCCGCCACUCGCCUAGCGAACUUCCCCCCCAAGGGGCUUAAGAUGAAGAAAUCCUCGGGCAUUGAUUGCUUGGUGGUCAUCAUCCGGCACAUCUACUGCAACGGGAUGAUGAGCCCGAACCUGGACCAAGAGCUUGAAUGGUUCAAGGAUUCUGAGGCAAAGAACCCCAUACUGGGUCACGCCUGGCAUGUUUUCGGCAACGAAAAAGCCGAGAUUGAAAGGUCCACGAAAGACAGAGACAAUGUCAACGUAGACCUUGGGAGAAUGGGCUUUCGUGACCCCCCAAGCUUCAUGGAGAUUUGCGACUCAAACUUGAUGAACGAAACGUUUUGGUCGCAAGACAUCUUCCGACUCAGCCACCCUCCCGUUGAUCCUACAACGGGAGAUGACAUACCGUUGUCGGCGAACGAGAUUGCAGAGCUAAGCAAGCUCGUGUUCAUACCGGAGGCCCCUGGUUCAUGCAUUCAAGACGUCGUAAACCAGGCCUUUGGCCACAAGAAAUGGAAAGGACGUGAGAUGUUCGUCGUUCCACACAAACCUUGGGCCGUGCGUGUUCUCUACCGAGUAGACAAGAACCUGUGUGAUGUUGUGUCUAUAAAACAGCUCAAGACUUUGACCCUCCCAGUCUGGAACCAGAGGGAGGACGUAGAGUACGUAUGCUUUGAAGAGACCAGCCGGGUGGACUACUUUCUCAUGGGUAUUGUUCUCCUUAGGGAACAGCGCGGUCACCCAGAUCUCGUUCGAACCUAUUCGCCUUUUGGACAAAACGUUCCCGGCGCGUACGAAACACCAUCGUACGUGAAGGAUGGAUGGUCUGUGGCCGAGUCGGGCACCUACAUGUUGUUCUACGGCAUUCAGAACGAGGACAUCGGGAAUACAGAUGUCACCGACUUUGCCGAAGUUGCCGGCACGAUACAGGAUGGCGGACGACUGGAUAUGCUUACACAUACUUUGGAAAAGACCAAGAUGAUUGUAAAGGCGAGAGAAGAAAAAGUCUCUGCUGCGAGCAAUCCUCCACCUCCACCACCGUCUGAGCCGCAGCCUCCAAGGCCUUCUGAACCAGAAGGCCAGUCUUUGGAGCCAGACACCGAGAUUCCCACGGGGCCCAGAAACCCGGGCAGGAAUGAGACACGGCCUUUUGGUAAUAACGGGCAACGUCGACACCCUCAAAAGCAGAACCGAGGUGUCAAUCGGGGCAAAGGUACCGGCAAGAACCGUUUCAAUAGACGCCGAGACGAUGAUGCUCGUGAACAACGUCGGGCGUAA
Molecule: messenger RNA, 1320 nt
Organism: Fusarium coffeatum
Lineage: Eukaryota; Fungi; Ascomycota; Sordariomycetes; Hypocreales; Nectriaceae
Exons: 1
Coding region: 1-1320 (439 amino acids)
Source: RefSeq, a predicted model, not a curated record